Micropterus dolomieu (smallmouth bass) is the source of this 2966-nucleotide messenger RNA. RefSeq lists its product as uncharacterized. The transcript has 19 exons. The coding region runs from base 189 to 2429 and encodes 746 amino acids. Gene Ontology annotation, molecular function: protein binding. The record is from RefSeq and is a predicted model, not a curated record. NCBI's taxonomy places the organism in Eukaryota, Metazoa, Chordata, Actinopteri, Centrarchiformes, Centrarchidae.
CGGUACUCUCUUCUCUUGGUUGAUUAAAUUCCUUCAGAUCAACAUGUCAGACAUCAUGUAGGCCUACAUUUUUAAGCAGUUCUGGUAUUUGGUAUACUGAUAAGAGAGGAUUACAGGAAAACAUCAGAAUGCUUUUGGCUGAAGCGAAAGUGAAACAGCCCGAUGAACACAUUUAAGGCGAGACUGAAAUGAAAUGCAUGUCACACAGAGGAGCAUCGACGUUAGAGAGCGCAAGGUUUGGUACAAUAUCUAACAUGAGCCUCCAGGUUUGCAACUGCUGCGGAUGGUCCAAAGUUACGACCUACCAGGGCCUGAGAACUCACCAGGGGAAGAUGGGGUGCACACAAAAGGGGAUGAGGAUCCCUGAAAGUGAACAGUUCAGAAGGAGUUACCUACCGAAAUAUACAUACCUGGGACCUUCAAUCAAAGUAGAAGAGCCUUUUACCAAUAUUUUCAGCCCUUCUAUCAAGUCUGUGGUUGAACAGAACGUCUGGAGAAAUCUAUGGGACGAACCUCAGGACAGCGGACCAAUUAACAGCUCUCAAGUCAGGAAGGAGAAUGUGCCUGUGUCUCCAAACCUCACCACCCAAAUGAUUACAACAGAUGCCGCACUAAUGCAGAUGUUCACAUCAUUGUUUGAAACCCAACAGCACUUGUCCACAGACUCAAACCAAACUCAUCGAGCACUUGAUUUCUCCAGUGGUGCACAGCCAUUUGUGAUGCCGGUGUCACAGACCCUCAGCACCCAAGCGAAUCCUGACGCCUCAGAGGUCAUGAUGAAGCAGACAAGCAAAUCAUUUUUUGAAACUCCACAGCGCUCUCAUCAAACAGCCACCAACUUUGACAAAGUUCAUCAAGCGCAUGAUUUCUCCACGGGUGCACAGCAGCCUUUCAAGAUGCCAGUGUCACAGACCCCCAGCAACCAAAAUAAUCCUGCAGUGAAGGAGACAAACAAAUCAUUGUUUGAAACUCCACAGCACUCUCAUCAAAGUACCACCAAAGCUUGUCGAGGGCUUGAUUUCUCUGCUGCUGCACAGCAGGUGGAGCCACUGGUCUGGGAUCUUCCAACAACCACAGCUCAGGAAACAACAGUCCCAAAAAAGGAGGAAGAGAGGGAGGCUCAAAAGCUAUUAAAGAAUGUGGCUUUGCCUCCAUACUCCACCACCCAAAUGAUGCCCGCAGCCACAGAAGCAGCUAUAGAGACGACCACAUCAUUGUCUGAAACUCAACAGCCCUCUCAUCAAACCGCCACCAAAACACGUCGAGCACUUGAUUUCUCAGCUGGUGCGCAGCAGGUGGGACAAAUGAUCUGGGAUGUUCCAACAACCACGGCUCAGGAAACAGCUGUCAGACCAACAGCGAAAGAGAUUAAGAAGGAGAGGGAGGCUCAAAAACUUCUACAGGCAAGGCAAGACAGGAUAAGUGCUGAUUUACAACAGAAAAUCCAGAUGAGACAACAAAAGAUUGCUGAAGUCAGAUCCUCUGUAAAGGCCAGCAAGGGCAGCUUGGAUACUGAAUGGCUGGAGAUCAACAAUGUGUUCUCAGAGGUGGCGAGAGUGGUGGAGGACGCUCGGCAGAAAGCCCUUCAACCUCUCGAGGAGAGGAGACAGAUCCUAAAGAGAGAAGCACGAGAUCUGGUCCAGAAACUGCAAAAGGAAAUAGACAAACUCAAAAAGACCAUUGAUGUGUUGGACAAAAAUCCAGAUUUGCAGGUUUCUCUUCUAACAGGCCUGGAUGAAUCUCGGGAUUGGAAUAAUGUAGCUGUGGACACUUCAUUCUCCUUUGGUACACUAAGAACUACAACAUCAAACAUGAUGGAGCAAAUUCACCAGAAACUAGAAAAUCUCUCUUCCGUUGAACUCAAGAGGAUCCCCACAUUUGCAGUGGAUGUAAAGCUGGACCCAACCACUGCACAUCGAUGCCUUGUUCUUUCUGCCGAUGGGAAGAAAGUGAGGGAUGGAGCAAAGAACCAGAAAGUUCCUGAUGCUCCAGAGAGGUUUGACAUGUUUGGCAGCGUCCUUGGGCUCAACAGGUUGUCCUCUGGAAAGUCAUACUGGGAGGUGGAUGUCAGUAAAAAGACAGGAUGGGAUCUGGGUGUGGCAAGACGUGAUGCAAACCGCAAAGGGAAACUCUCGCUGACCCCAGAUAAUGGUUACUGGGUUACUGUACAUUAUGAAGAUGAAAAGUACGCAGCCCUGACAGCACCACCCGUCAGCCUGUCCCUGACAGUGAAACCUCAGAAGGUGGGAGUGUUUGUGGAUUACGAGGAAGGUCUUGUGUCCUUCUACGAUGUGACGGCUCAAUCUCACUUCUACUCGUUUACUGAGUGUUCGUUCAGUGGUGAAGUUUUCCCAUAUUUCAGUCCACAUCUUAUUCAAAAUGAGUUAAACUCUGAUCCCCUGAUUAUCUCUGAUGUGAAAAAGCCGUAGGAGUUAUAUGAAGUGUUACUGGUGCACUGAAAGUUAUAAUGCAACAAUCAAUGUGAGUUUGAGGUGUACAGUAACAUUUUACUGUUAAAUGAUUUCAUGACCACUGAAGGGUUUUCUGGCCUGGUCAACAUUGGAGAUUGUUUUUCAAGUUUAGACAUUCUUUUCUUUUUUCUUAAACAAGACAUUCUUAAUCAUCCGUAGAUGAAGACUUUAUGAGUUUGGGUUUUGUUUAAUGUUAAUUUUUGUGUGCUAUAUAUGUGUAAGAGAUUGCUGGCAUUUUUCAAAAUGUAUCUACAUCAAAAUGUAUGUAUGCGUGUAAUUCCUCACCAUUUUAAACAAUAUAUAAUUAUAUCAAUAGUUUGUUCUUUACUGUUAUUCAUCUAUAGCUCAUAUCGGCAUUAGGCGGACACUCUUUCCACUUUCUGGUUUUAACUCAGUUUUACAGACACCUUUAUACCUGUUCAACAAUUUGUGAAUAGACAUUGUGAAUAUAACUGUUCCUUGGGAAAUAUUCCAUAUUCUUUUUCAGUGUUUUUA